CUGGAGGGUGGGGCCCCCAGAGGGCAUGGAAGCUCUGCACCUCUGCUCCCAUACCUCACCCUACGCAUCUCCUCAACUGCAUCCUUUGCAAUAUCCUUUGUAAUAAACCGACAAGGUCUUGAUCUGUCACCAGGCUGAAGUGCAGUGGUACAAUCAAGGCUCACUGCAGUCUCAACCUCCUAGGCUCAAACAAUCCUCCCACUUCAGCCUCCCAACCAGCUGGGACCACAGGUUCACGUCACCACACCCAGGUGCCACUAGAGUAUGAAAAAGAAAACAUCCUGCAGCUAGCUCUGUGUCUGCCCAAAUGGCUGCCCAGUUUUGUGCUUGAAACCCAGGGCCUGGGUGGUGUAGGCACCCGAGGGAAUUGCCUGGUCUGAGGGCUGUGAAGAUCACGGAAAAGGCAUAGAGUCUGGGCCGGAAUGCACCGUUCAUCAUAGCACAUUCCCUCAUGGCUUCCCUUGGCUAGGGGAGGAAGUUCGCUGGCCCCUUGCGCUUCCCAGAGAAAGCGACCUCAAGAUACAGCUGGCAACUGAGGAAAAGGCCUCAAUUCAGCAAGAGCUAACAAGCUUAAGGAAUUUAUUUUGGAAUCUUUAAAAGACUCUUCUGCUUACCCACCAUCUGGGAUCCACUGCAGGAAAACAAAAAAGGAAAACUUAAUUUAAAAGAAGCAAGAAGUAAAAUGGGACAAAUUGGGAAUGUUUAAGUCUCUGAAACUCUGCACUGAAAAGAAAAUACGAUUGAUAACUUAAGCUUAACAUUCUGAGGCAUGAAGAAACAUUAACCUUGGAGUAUUCAUCUUAACUACUGAAAUACAAGUUUAGAAGACAAGUGGUUUCCUUCUGGUCACAGAUCACAGCUUUUCUUUAAAUUUAUGAUUCUAUGGGUUGGCCUCGUUGACUGUAUUUUUUAAAGGUUGCUCAUCAGUUAACUGAGCCUUGGAAUUCAUGGAUUUUCUAAAGACUAACAAAUGAAAAUAUUUUCCUGUUGAAGAACCCAGCGGAAAUUUUACAGCAACAAAUUUCAUGUUUCUUUUGGAUAUUUCUGAUAAAAAGGAAAUAUUUAUAAAACCAUCCAAAGAUCCAGAUAAUUUGCAAAUAAAUUGGAGGUUAUAGAGGUUAUAAUCUGGAUACCAAAGGAGACUGCAGCUGAUGAAAGUGCUUCCAAACUGAAAAUUGGACGUGCCUUUACGAUGGUAAGCGUUAACAGCUCCCACUGCUUCUAUAAUGACUCCUUUAAGUACACUUUGUAUGGGUGCAUGUUCAGCAUGGUGUUUGUGCUUGGGUUAAUAUCCAAUUGUGUUGCCAUAUACAUUUUCAUCUGCGUCCUCAAAGUCCGAAAUGAAACUACAACUUACAUGAUUAACUUGGCAAUGUCAGACUUGCUUUUUGUUUUUACUUUACCCUUCAGGAUUUUUUACUUCACAACACGGAAUUGGCUAUUUGGAGAUUUACUUUGUAAGAUUUCUGUGAUGCUGUUUUAUACCAACAUGUACGGAAGCAUUCUGUUCUUAACCUGUAUUAGUGUAGAUCGAUUUCUGGCAAUUGUCUACCCAUUUAAGUCAAAGACUCUAAGAACCAAAAGAAAUGCAAAGAUUGUUUGCAUUGGCGUGUGGUUAACUGUGACCGGAGGAAGUGCACCCGCCGUUUUUGUUCAGUCUACCCACUCUCAGGGUAACAAUGCCUCAGAAGCCUGCUUUGAAAAUUUUCCAGAAGCCACAUGGAAAACAUAUCUCUCAAGGAUUGUAAUUUUCAUCGAAAUAGUGGGAUUUUUUAUUCCUCUAAUUUUAAAUGUAACUUGUUCUAGUAUGGUGCUAAAAACUUUAAAUAAACCUGUUACAUUAAGUAGAAGCAAAAUAAACAAAACUAAGGUUUUAAAAAUGAUUUUUGUACAUUUGAUCAUAUUCUGUUUCUGUUUUGUUCCUUACAAUAUCAAUCUUAUUUUAUAUUCUCUUGUGAGAACACAAACAUUUGUUAAUUGCUCAGUAGUGGCAGCAGUAAGGACAAUGUACCCAAUCACUCUCUGUAUUGCUGUUUCAAACUGUUGUUUUGACCCUAUAGUUUACUACUUUACAUCGGACACAAUUCAGAAUUCAAUAAAAAUGAAAAACUGGUCUGUCAGGAGAAGUGACUUCAGAUUCUCUGAAGUUCAUGGUGCAGAGAAUUUUAUUCAGCAUAACCUACAGACUUUAAAAAGUAAGAUAUUUGACAAUGAAUCUGCUGCCUGAAAUAAAACCAUUAGGACUCACUGGGACAGAACUUUCAAGUUCCUUUAACUGUAAAAAGUGUCUUUUUGGACAAACUAUUUUUCCACCUCCAAAAGAAAUUAACACAUGGACAUUUUAAAGUCUUUAGUGUAAAGAAAAUUUGUAUUCAAUGUGUUAAGCAUUAACAUGUAUUUUAUUUGUGUAUCCACUCCAUCUGAUUUUUCUGAGCCAUUUUGAUUUGUUCCUUCAUUAAAAAAACUCUUAAAGUUA
Molecule: messenger RNA, 2476 nt
Organism: Symphalangus syndactylus (siamang)
Lineage: Eukaryota; Metazoa; Chordata; Mammalia; Primates; Hylobatidae
Gene: LPAR6
Product: lysophosphatidic acid receptor 6
Biological process (GO): positive regulation of Rho protein signal transduction; phospholipase C-activating G protein-coupled receptor signaling pathway
Cellular component (GO): plasma membrane
Molecular function (GO): lysophosphatidic acid receptor activity
Source: RefSeq, a predicted model, not a curated record